UAGAGAGAGAGAGAAAGAGAGAGAGAGAGAGAGUGAGAGUCAGUUGUGUCUGCAGGGCUGGUGGGCUGGUGGGCAUUAUUCAGUGAGUUUAAGAGAGAGAGAGUAAAGGAGAGGUAGAGAGAGUGAUGGAGUGAGUGAGGGAAAGAUAAAGAGAGAGUGAGGAAGAGAGAGAGAGAGAGAGAGAGAGAGAGAGAGGUGUGUGAAAGGCUGAGAGUCAGUAGUAUCUGCAGGGCUGGUGGGGAUUAUUCAGUGUGGUUCAGACAGACGGGUACAGCUGCUGUCUCUCUCUCUCUCUCUCUCUCUAUCUUUCUUUCUUUCUUUCUUUCUCUCAGUCUGAGUUUAUCUAUCCCUUUUUCUCUCUCUCUGUAUCUGGUGGAGGUGCCCGGUGCGGGACGUCCCGUCGGUGGAGGCGAUAUGGCGGGGGGAGCAACUGCACCUCUCCUGCUGCUCACGCUCCUCCACACCGUCACUGCAGAUCCCACAGCCAAUCACAUCGAUGUCCUGAAGAUUUUAGACCUAUCAGACAGAAUGGAGGGCGUGUCGUUAGAGGCGGGGCUUUGCACAAAUAGACCCGGCCUGGACGAGGUGGAUCUGGCGUACAAGAUCGAUAAGAAGAUACAAGUCAGCGUUCCAACCAAACAGCUGUUUCCUGACUCAGAGUUUCCGGAGAACUUCUCAGUUCUGGUGACGGUGCGUCCCCGGCGUGGUGCUCAGUGUUUCCUACUUUCCAUAUAUAACCCUGACGGGGUUCAGCAGCUGGGACUGGAGCUUGGACGCUCCCCAGUCUUCCUGUACGAGGACCAGAACGGCCGGCCCAGUCCUGACCAGUACCCCAUCUUCAAAAAGAUCAACCUCGCCGACGGGAAGUGGCACAGACUGGCGUUCAGUGUGGAGGGUAAGAAGGUCACGCUCUACCUGGACUGUAAAAAGCUCACGACUCUGGACCUGCCCAGGGGGGAGGAGCCCAAGGUCAGCACUGAGGGCGUGACAGUGUUCGGGACACGCCUACUGGAUGAAGAAGUGUUCGAGGGGGAAAUCCAGCAUUUAAUAAUAUCUCCGGAUCCUGCUGCUGCAGCAGAUUACUGCGUAAAUUACAUCCCUGACUGUGACUCCGCCCUCCUCUAUAGCAGCCUAUUACUGGACCCCGAGGAGGCGGUGAAGAUACCCAGGAAGUCGUUGGUGCAGGAUUAUGACGAUGACCUCUACAGUGACCUUUACAGUGACCUCGACGUUUCUACUGUUACAGCUGGAUCAAACCUCACAGACUAUGAGUUGGUGGAGUAUGAGGAGCUGGAUAAUGGGACGGAGUACGUGGUGAAGGAGUACGAAGAAUAUGAAGAAUACGAGGAAUACGACAAUCGCUUCGGACCAGCGACUAGGAACGGGGAGGAGUUCUGGAACGGACAGGGUCCUGGAGGUCCAGAGAAAGGCGAGAAAGGAGAACCUGCAGUUCUGGGACUGGGCACUCUGAUUGAAGGACCCCAUGGAGUACCAGGCCCUGAGGGUCCUCCUGGAGAGGCAGGUCCAAUGGGACCCCCGGGACCCAGAGGAGAUCCAGGAGAUUUGGGUCCCGCAGGUCGUCAGGGGCUUGCAGGUGCUGAUGGUAUUCCAGGACCUCCAGGGAACAUGCUGAUGUUACCGUUCCAGUUCGGUGGGGACGGUCAGAAGGUACCGGUGGUCUCGGCUCAGGAAGCUCAAGCUCAGGCCAUCCUACAGCACGCCAAGCUCUCUAUGAAAGGACCUCCGGGACCGUUAGGAUUAAACGGACGUCCAGGACCACUGGGGAAUCCAGGGCCGACGGGGCUGAAGGGGGACAGCGGGCUGCCCGGCCCACCGGGUCCUCGGGGUAUGACUGGUAUUCCGGGACCCAAUGGGAAGCCUGGAAAAAGGGGGCGAGAUGGAACAGAUGGUAAUCGAGGUGCACCAGGAGAGACUGGAGCUAAAGGUGACCGGGGGUUUGAUGGAUUACCUGGUCUUCCUGGGAAUAAAGGUCACAGGGGGGAGCAGGGAAAACGAGGACCUAUCGGCCCACCGGGAGACACUGGAGAAAAAGGUUCAGAUGGUCAGCCAGGACCCAGAGGGCAGCCUGGAGAGCCGGGUUUGCAGGGGUUAACUGGUCAGAGAGGACUAACUGGACCACCAGGACUGACUGGAGGCCGUGGGGUGGAUGGAGUUCAGGGCUCUAAGGGAAACCUGGGAUCACCAGGUGAGCCUGGAGCUCCAGGUCAACAGGGUAACCCAGGAAUUAUGGGGUUUCCGGGACCUCAGGGGCUGGUUGGGUUACCAGGAGACAAGGGCCCCCAAGGAAAGAAAGGAAUGAGGGGAUUACCUGGCACUGAUGGACCACCGGGUCACCCUGGAAGAGAAGGUCCACCCGGAGAGAAGGGGCUGCCGGGUUUAGCGGGAGUGCAGGGACCUGUCGGGUAUCCAGGAUCUCGAGGAGUGAAGGGUGCUGACGGUCUGAGAGGCAUAAAAGGCAGUAAAGGAGAAAAGGGUGAAGAUGGCUUUCCAGGAGCCAAAGGGGAAAUGGGCGUGAAAGGCGACGGUGGAGACACUGGUCCUGUAGGGAUGCGUGGUGAAGAUGGUGCAGAAGGUCCAAAGGGUCAGUCUGGACCCCUGGGAGAUCCAGGAUCUUCUGGCAUUGCUGGAGAGAAGGGUAAACUUGGUGUACCAGGUUUGCCAGGAUAUCCAGGACGACAAGGACCUAAGGGCACAGACGGAUUCCCUGGAGCUAUCGGUGUUGCAGGAGAGAAAGGGAGGAAGGGUCCUCCAGGACAGGCAGGCAUAGCAGGACAGAGGGGUCCUAAUGGAGCUCGUGGAGCAAGAGGUGCGAGAGGACCAACUGGAAAGUCUGGAGAUAAGGGAUCUGCUGGGCAUGACGGACCACCAGGACCAUCAGGAGAAAGAGGUCCUCAAGGCCCUCAGGGUCGUGUCGGAGAGAUUGGACCAAAAGGACCAUCUGGUCCUGCUGGGAAAGACGGUCUUCCGGGUCAUCCCGGCCAGCGGGGGGAGCCGGGUUUCCAAGGAAAGACAGGACCUCCAGGACCCUCAGGUGUGGUGGGGCCACAGGGUAACACAGGAGAAACUGGACCAAUGGGAGAAAGAGGUCACCCAGGGUCUGCAGGACCACCUGGAGAGCAAGGUCUACCUGGAGCUGCUGGCAAAGAGGGUGCAAAGGGAGACCCUGGAUCAACAGGAGUAUCAGGAAAGAAUGGACCUACAGGGUUAAAAGGUUUCCGUGGGAGUCGGGGAGCACCGGGAACCAUGGGACCACCUGGGCUGAAAGGAAGUUGGGGUCCUGUGGGGUCUUCUGGACCAGUGGGUGCUACAGGUGAGAGGGGACCUCCUGGUCUUGCUGGAGCGAUUGGUCAACCUGGACGUACUGGAACUGCAGGUGGGCCUGGACCAAUGGGGGAGAAAGGAGAACCGGGAGAGAAAGGACCAAUCGGCCCUGCAGGUCAGGAUGGGGAGCAGGGGCCUGUGGGAUUGCCAGGAGCCACCGGUCCUCCAGGACCCCCAGGAGAGGAUGGAGAUAAGGGUGAAACUGGAGGUCCUGGACAGAAGGGCAGCAAAGGAGACAAAGGAGAACCAGGACCUGCAGGUCCAACCGGGACUCAGGGACCAGAGGGACAGCCGGGAAUACCGGGUGUGGACGGGGAGUCCGGGCCGCCGGGACAGCAGGGGAUGUACGGACAGAAAGGAGAUGAAGGACUGCGGGGUUUUAAAGGAGCUACAGGACCGAGGGGACUACAGGGAAUGCCUGGACCCCCAGGAGAGAAGGGAGAGAGCGGACACUCUGGACUCAUUGGCCCUCCUGGUCAGUUUGGCCCUCGAGGACCUCAGGGACCCAGCGGUGGACAGGGUCCUCCUGGUAGGCCAGGUGUUCGUGGUCAGCCUGGUGGUGUUGGUGAAAAGGGGGAGGAUGGAGAGUCCGGUGAUCCUGGUCCUGUUGGAAUACCUGGAAGCAACGGGGAGAAAGGUGAUCAGGGAGAGAAAGGAGAUUCAGGAGCUUCAGGCGCUGGAGGAAUUCCAGGAGCUCGAGGUACAUCCGGAGAAGAUGGAGCUAAAGGGAACUCGGGUCCAAUCGGUUUAACUGGAGACCCAGGACCCCCUGGAGAGGCCGGCACAGAUGGUAUUGAUGGGGCCCCUGGAUCUAAAGGAGACAAUGGAGAACCCGGCAAAGCUGGGCCUCCUGGAGCCUCUGGAGAGCCUGGUCCUCCAGGACGGCCUGGACGAAGGGGUCAUUUAGGUCCACCUGGAAAGGAGGGGAAGCCUGGUAUGAAAGGAGACAAGGGAGCUCCAGGAUAUGAAGGUUUACUUGGGAAAACUGGUCCAGUAGGUGGUCAGGGGAAUCCUGGGAAAGCAGGGCCUCAGGGGCUUCCAGGAAUACCAGGACCAGCGGGAGAACAAGGUCUUAACGGACCUCCAGGACAAACCGGACCUCCAGGACCAAUGGGCCCCUCCGGCCUGCCGGGACUGAAAGGAGACCAUGGAAGGAAAGGAGAUAAGGGUCAUGGAGGUCUGAUUGGUCUGAUUGGUCCACCGGGUGAAUUUGGUGAGAAAGGAGACAGAGGAAUGCCUGGAAACCAGGGAGUACAAGGACCCAAAGGAGAUCCAGGUCCAGUUGGCACUUCAGGCCCCAAUGGCCCCCCUGGGCCACCUGGGCUGUCUGGAAAUGUUGGGCAGAAAGGAUCAAAAGGCAGUCAGGGACCUAUUGGACCUCGUGGAGACCAAGGUCCUGCUGGUCCUCCUGGAGCUCCAGGUCUACCUGCCGUAGGGACGGUGUCGCUGCCACUGCAGGAUGUAGUGAGGAGGCGGAGACAUCACUCUGAGGUGGACGGGGCGUCUCUGGUGGACGGAGAGAUGGAUGUAGAGACAGAGGUAGAGGAGGAUAAAGGGAUGCAGGGUGAUGGAGCGGCGGGUGGAGCCGGAGAGAAGGACAUGGAGGAGGUGUUUGCGUCUCUGGCCUCCAUGAGGACGGAGGUGGAGGGACUGAGGACUCCUCAGGGAACCUAUCACAGCCCGGCGAGAACCUGCAAGGAGCUCUGGAUGUGGAACCCCAAGCUGCCGGACGGUGUUUACUGGAUCGACCCGAAUCAUGGCUGCCACAGAGACGCCUUUAAAGCCUUCUGCAACUUUACUGCCGAGGGGGAGACCUGCCUCCAGCCACACAGCAAGUACCAGUCGGUGAAGCUGGCAGCGUGGAAUAAGGAGAAGCCUGGAACCUGGUUCAGCAAGUUCAGGAAAGGAUCUCAGUUCUCGUAUAUCGAUGCUGAUGGAAACGAUGUUCAUGUGGUUCAGCUGGGUUUUCUGAAGCUGCUCAGUGCGACGGCUCGGCAGAGCUUCACCUACCUGUGCCAGAACUCGGUCGGCUGGCUGGACGGCGCCACCUUCAGCCACAAGCGGGCGCUGCGCUUCAGAGGCAGCAACGACCAGGAGCUCACCCACGCCAACGCCCACUACAUCCAGCCCAGCUACGACGGCUGCCAGUCUCGGGCGGGUCAGGACCGGACGGUGUUGGAGGUGAACUCGCCGGAUGCUGAGUUGAUGCCCAUCAUGGACGUCGCUGUGUCGGAUUUCGGAAAUCAAAAACAGAAGUUCGGCUUCGAGCUCGGGACAGUGUGCUUUAACGGCUAAUGGCUAUUGGCUAGAGGCUAAUGGCUAGUGGCAAAUGGCUAGUGGCGAACAGCUAGUGGCUAAUGGCUAGUGGCUACAGGCUAACGUCUAGCACUGCGGAGAGAGAGUGGGGGUGAGACAGGUAGAGUUACUGGUGGAGAGAGAGAGACUUUACAGUGUAUUUAUGCAGCCCUGCGGAGGGGCGUGGCCAGAGACGUCAGGUGCUUUUAUUUUAUAAUGUAAUUUCUGUUUAUAAUGACGAUUGUCUGUUACCAUGUUAACUUUAAACAUUUAACUGUACAAGCAGUGCAUACACACUCUUUCUCAGGCUAACACACACACACACACACACACACACACUAAUUGGUCAGUUUCAGUCAUGUUACCUUUUCUUUGAUGGCCUUGUUUUUGCUGUAAGUGAAUGCUGGAAUAUUAUAUUAAAAUAUUUAGAUUUUAAUUAUUUUAUAGUUGCUUUAUAAAUGGCUGAAUUCCCACAAUGCACUCUGGUAGCAGAUUUAACUGGUAGAUUUGGGAACACUCCCUGAACCCAACAUUUUAUUAAAUUUGCCUCUGAGUUCCCCUGACAAAUCCCUAUAACUAUAAAAAAACAAAUUUUAGACUAUUUAUAAUGUUUAAUUGAAAACCUUGGAAAAAUUUAACUUAUGUAGAUCAGUAACAUCCAGUCUGACGUUUAGAUCCUGCCUUAUACAGAACCUGCACUGGCUUACAUGAUCAAAAUAAACUAAUUAUCUAUAUUAAUUAACAAAACUACAGACAAAAGAAUAGACAAAGGAACAGACAAAUGAACAGAUAAACAAUUAAAAAUAAACAGGUAAACAAACAGACAAACAGCUCGUUAAAUGAACAGAUAAACGAGCCAACAAACAGAUAAACAGGUAAAUGAACAGGCAAACAAACAGACAAAUUAAAAGACAAAUGUUCAAAUAGGCAAACAGACAGACAUAAAAACAAAUUAACAGAUAAAGAGACAAAAGAGUGGCCAUAAUGAUUGAACAGACAAGUGAACACAUCAAAUAAAGACAGAUAAAAGCCAAACAAACUUAGCAAUGACCAUACAGACGAAGAAACAAACAAAUUACCACAAACAACAGAAACAGAUGAACGAGUGAACAAACACAAAUAUGAACAAACAGACAAAUGAAUAGACAAACAGAUGAAUGAAUGUAUAGAUUUUUAACAGGUAAACAGACUAAUUAAUGCAUUAAUUAAUUAAUGAAUAACAGAUAAUUGUAUGUACAAACAAUAUAAACAAACAAACAAACAGACAAACUAAUGGACGAACAAAUGAAGAAACAGACAAACUGACAAAUGAGUGUAUGAAUUAACUGUUUGUCUCUUUAUUUGUUUUUUGUCCAUUUAUUCAUUCAAUUGUCCUCUUUUUGUUUAUUUAUACAUUUGUCUGUUUGUUUGUUCAUUCGUCUGGAGAAACAGUUUGUCCUGAAAUGUCAGACUGGAAGUUACUGGUCCUCAUGUGCUGCUGUAGUUAAACGAAAAGUUGUAUUUUUUUGCCAAAUAUGAAAUUUUAUAUAUUAUUUUUGUUUAUGUUUAUUUUUCCCACAAUGUUCACUUAAGUAGAUACACAGUAACUGUGCACCAGUAUGUGCCACAUUAUAUAAUAGAGUAUGUUCUUAUAGCAGACUCUUAACCAAACCAGUCCC
Astyanax mexicanus (Mexican tetra) is the source of this 7295-nucleotide messenger RNA. RefSeq names its product collagen, type V, alpha 3b (gene col5a3b). The transcript has 66 exons. The record is from RefSeq and is a predicted model, not a curated record. The coding region runs from base 415 to 5637 and encodes 1740 amino acids. Gene Ontology annotation, molecular function: extracellular matrix structural constituent. Gene Ontology annotation, cellular component: basement membrane. Lineage: Eukaryota; Metazoa; Chordata; Actinopteri; Characiformes; Acestrorhamphidae.